UUUCAUUAGAUCGAUUUCGCUGCACGAUAUGAAAAGAAAACAGAAUAACCCAUUUACAGUAGUGUAAACGGUCAAUUCUGCAAAAUGUUUGAUUUCGCAACGUCCUCAUGUGUUUCGUGAAACGAAUUGAAAAAACCGUGUAAUGUCAAUCAAAAGGUAGAGGUCACGAUGUGAAAUAAACUUAUCAACAAAGCAAUGUUCAUUGAAACCCAAAUGAAAAAUAUAGAAGUUAAAACUGUUAAAGAGAAAGAAUGAAAAUUGCUCACAAUUUCAAACAUCUCAUUUUGCUGUUGAGGUGGUCUUACACCGUCCCUAUUCUGUGUUACAUCACGUUUUUUCUAACAAUUUGGAUGCUGUCCGUGCCACUAAAGCCCAUCAAAAUUGUGAAAGAAAUACGUCUUGAAAAGCCCGAAGAUUCGUUCGAAAUACGAAUGAAAAAUAGUAAUUUCAAUUCGGAUCGAAAAGACGAAGAAAGCUCCCUUCUAAAUAAUAAAAACGAAUACUUGAUCAACAUAAAUACGAACGAAAACGCCAACAAGGACCAGACUGAAAUCCUUCAAGACGUAUUUAAAAGAGCCGACAAAGACGGAAAUAACAAACUUGACUCUAAAGAACUUUCCGAAUGGAUAAGAAAAAAAAUUGUUGAACAUAUUUCCACCGCUGUUAGCAAUAAUUACGCCCUAUUUACUAUGAUAGACGUUGAUCCAAGAAACGGUGUAAUAACUUGGAAAGAGUAUCACACGUAUUUCCUCAAAAGGCGAGGCUUUAGCAAGAAAUAUGUGGAAAAUCAUGACGAGAAACGGCACAGAGGCCUCCAAAGAUCAAUCAAAGAACAAAUAAUGAGGGACAAAGCGUCUUGGAUGGAAGCCGCUCGCUCCAACCCUGACGCUUUAACAGUCGACGAAUUUCUGGCCUUCACCCAUCCCGAAUCCAGUGCUGCCAACCAAUUGGCACUGGUCGACGAACUGUACGACAAAUUCGACCGAGAUGGAGACGAGUUACUAACAGAGGACGAAUUUGCGAUUCUCCAAACUGAAGGUAACGACGACGAAACAGUCAUUGUCAGACAAGACGAAAAUGAAAGACGAGCCGAGUUUCGCAAAUCUGUUGAUUUGAACGGAGACGGUCGAGCCGAUAGGAGAGAGCUUUUACAUUACGUUGCACCGCAAAGUCCUAGACACAGUGAACACGAAGCUGAAGCCCUUCUAGCGUUGGCCGAUGGGGAUCAUGACAAUAUGUUAUCACUCGAUGAAAUACUCGCACAUCCAGACCUAUUUUUAAAAUCGAAAAUGGUUGACACCGGGCGAAGCUUUCACGAUGAAUUUUGAAAGAGUUAGUUCUUAAUCAGUUAAUCACGAAUAUAAGACUGUGCUUUUAAGCAGAUGCAGACGCUAUUUUAGCUAGACACUCAAUCGUUUCUUCUAGUUAGACAAGAGAUAUUUUUCAACUCAAAUAAAGAAUAAAUAAUG
Messenger RNA from Tribolium castaneum (red flour beetle), 1469 nucleotides. RefSeq names its product mayday (gene myd). NCBI's taxonomy places the organism in Eukaryota, Metazoa, Arthropoda, Insecta, Coleoptera, Tenebrionidae. The record is from RefSeq and is a predicted model, not a curated record. Gene Ontology annotation, molecular function: calcium ion binding. The coding region runs from base 252 to 1328 and encodes 358 amino acids. The transcript has 4 exons. Gene Ontology annotation, cellular component: endoplasmic reticulum. Gene Ontology annotation, biological process: calcium-ion regulated exocytosis.